AAGGAGAAAAUCAAAAUAUUGCACUUCGUGCGAAAAUUUCUGCUGAUUUUUGUUAUCAAAUUUUCCACAAAAAUCAGCCCUUUUCCAUCAGCUUCGUGCUAUAAUCUAGUUCCAAUCGGUUGUGUAGGGUAUUUCAAUUAGUGCUAGCGUAAUAAUGGUGAAAAAUUCGUUGAAAUCGAUAGCUUAACAAACUGAAUCGGUUCGUGCUCGGUGAAAGAGGGGAGAUGGUUAGCUCACUACCUGCUGGAGAAAAUUUCUAUUGCUCGUAACACAAAGGUGUGCAUAGAGAUUACGGUUCUUUCUUCGCUUUUGUCGGAGAACAAUCGACAGAAAACGAAAAAAAUCAUGUUGGAACCCACAACCGAUUCCCAGCAGCAGCAGCAGGAGGAGAUGGACAAAAACCUGGGCAAUGAGGUUCCGGCGAAAACGACUGCUGGCAGCGAUGGCGGUACGACCGAAGCGAACCAGAUUCGUGAGUUGCAGCAGGAGUUGAAGCGGAUACGAGAUGAGUUCAACCAGCAGCGGGCCAAGAUGAAGGAAUUGUACCUGGCGAAGGAGGCGGAAUGCAAGCGCUUUACCAAGGAGACGUCCGUCGCUCGCAAGGAACUGGAGGAAGCCAAGUCGCAAAUCAUGGUAAUGGACUACAAUCGCGAGAAGGAUUUGGAGGAGCAGAACCGACGAGCGCAGGAGGAAAUCCUGACGUUGCAGCAAUUGGUUCAGGAAACGGUGGACGAGUCAACGAUCAGCCAGGAGGAGAUGCGUCGCCUGGCGGAGGAGAACGAACGGCUUAGGACCGACCAGCAGGAUCUGCGGGAAGCCCUCGCUGCUGCGCAGCAGGAUUCCCCGAGCUUGGCACCGGUUCUCAAUCAGGCGAAGAAGAUCAUUCGCAAGCUCGGUGCUGCCGACUCGAACAGUCACGAUAAUCUGGAGGAUUCCAUGCGGAAGGUAAACAAAUAUGCUCAGGAGGAUGCGGAGGUGCUCCGUUCAUUGGUCGUCCCGCUGGAGGAGGAGAUUAAAACGCUGAAGGAGAAACUGCGCGAUGCUUACGAAGAGCUGGAGAAGCACCGAGGGGAAGAGGCAAGAAAACCUCCGGAAUCAGCUCUGGUUGGAAUGCUGAAGGAAGCAACGCAGAAGGAUCCAACUCCAACGCCGGUGGUAGCGAGCAAUCCGCCAGAACAGGUCAACCCCGACGUGGUGGCACCAUGUGCGAUGUGUCCAAACUAUGAGACUAAAUUGAUCCAGUGCCAGGAACAGUUCAACGGUGAAAAGCAGAAGGUCCAACAGCUGGAGAAGAGUGUCGAGCGGAUGAAGGAAGAACUGGCCAAGGAAGGUGCUAUGCGAGCGGACUUGGAAGCUCAGUGGCAGCUGAAACGAGAAGACCACAAAGCCGAGGUGCAGCAUCUGAACGAGCAAACGGUGAAGGCUGAACAGGAACUGGGCGCGCUGAGGAAAGAUUACGCUCAACUCAAGCAGACCGUGAACGAUGAGCUUCAGAAGCUGACGGAAGAACGAGAACAGGUCUAUCGCCACCUGGACGUCCUGCAGAAGGACAACGAGUUUCUCUCGGGAAAGUAUCUGGAGAACUCGGAAAUGCUCAAGGAUCAGGAAAUCAACCUUCCGCAGAAUAUAGAUGAACUGCAUGAACUGGUCCUGACCUUGCACGAGAAUCUAAUCGUAACGAAAGCGGGUUGUGAAUUUGCCGAACGGAAAACCCUCAGCAUGCAGGACGAAGUCACUCUACUGCGUGAUCAGCAGCACACCCGGGAACGGGAGGUUCGCCGUGCCGAGCGGGACUAUUCCAACAAAGUCGGCCAACUGGAGGAACAACUGCGCCAGCAGUACCAACACUAUCAGCGAUUGGCCGCCCACAAGGAAGAACUUGAGCGAGCCGACGCCGAAAGCAAACGCCAAAUGUCCGAUCUCCGGAUGCAAACCAUCGGACUGCAGGCCACCAAUGAGAAGCUAGACAAACAGAACAUGGACCUCAAGAACAAGAUGAGCGUCCUGCAGGAGGAUCUCGCCAACAACGAGGCCGUCCAGAAGGACUUUGUCAAGCUGUCUCAAUCGCUGCAGAUGCAGUUGGAGAAGAUCCGCUCGGCCGACACGCAGGUCCGCUGGCAGGACGAGGACGACAUCGAUCAGUGUCCCAACUGUCGGAAGGAGUUUACGGUGACCCGACGGAAGCAGCACUGCCGUCACUGCGGUACCAUCUACUGUCAGCCGUGUCUGACCAAGACGGUUCCCACCGGACCGAAUCGGCGGCAGGCGCGGGUUUGCGACGUGUGUCACACGCUGCUGGUACAGGACACGGCACCCUACUUCAGCCGGGAACCACCGCAAUCGCCGUGAGCAGCUCCUAGUUAGUGUUCUUCUUCUAUGUGUAUAAUUGGUUAGCGUCGUUUUGCUGCCGGGGUUUAGGCGGCCCGAAUCGGGUUAGUGCUGUAGAAAUUAUGUUUUUUUUUUUGUCAGGAAAUUCAGGGGGAACGGGGAACCGGCCGAAUCCAAAGCUAGGUACUCGAGAGAGAGAAAGAGAUAGGAAGGCAAAGCAUGUUUUAUUAUUCCUUCAAAUUUUAGUGUACAUUUAAACCCUUCGCUUUGUCGUAUACAGAAACA
This is a messenger RNA of Ochlerotatus camptorhynchus, 2613 nucleotides long. RefSeq names its product Rabaptin-5 (gene Rbpn-5). The record is from RefSeq and is a predicted model, not a curated record. Gene Ontology annotation, biological process: endocytosis. The transcript has 5 exons. NCBI's taxonomy places the organism in Eukaryota, Metazoa, Arthropoda, Insecta, Diptera, Culicidae. Bases 346 to 2349 code for a protein of 667 amino acids. Gene Ontology annotation, cellular component: intracellular membrane-bounded organelle. Gene Ontology annotation, molecular function: metal ion binding; GTPase activator activity; growth factor activity.